UGAAAAUUCAACUCUAAGCUGAAAUAUUGAACAAUCAGCCUCUUCCUUUUAUUCAAGGCUCUGAAGUGAGAAGAAGAAUAAGAAAAUGAAGAGCGAAACAAAAGCGAAGGUAGGAAGUGGUGGAUUUAGGGCAAAAUUGGAUCACUAUCUAUAUAGCGGUUCUCCAAAACAUGUCUUCGUUGGCAUAGUUCUCAUCACUGCCGUCUUCUCCGUUCCCUGGUUCCUUAGAAACAGAGGAACCACACAUCAAUCUCAUCAAGAUUACUUGGAAAGAGCUGAUAAAGCAAGGAGCCAAAGACUCUCAGCUAGUUCUGCUGCUACCAAGUGAUGUUUUACAGCAUUAUGUUCAAGAGAAUAACUUUCAAGUUACACCAAAAUUAUAAAAGAGUUAGAAAUGUUUGUUGAUUACCCUUUUAGUGUCUUUUAGAUUUUCCUGUGCAAUGGAGGUCCAUUUUUCCCCCCAUGUCCUCUUUCCAUUGUACCGAACUUAAAUUUAUCAUGUUAUUAAAAUAAUGAUGUACUAUAACUUGAUGUAGGAAAUUUUCAUUGGUAAGAUAUGAUUAUGCUGUUUGAAGCAUGGCGAUUGAGUUUAA
Molecule: messenger RNA, 593 nt
Organism: Arachis stenosperma
Lineage: Eukaryota; Viridiplantae; Streptophyta; Magnoliopsida; Fabales; Fabaceae
Exons: 2
Coding region: 86-328 (80 amino acids)
Source: RefSeq, a predicted model, not a curated record